AUAUUUGCAUCUGUACCCUCACCCAUCAGUGUCUGCACUCGUAUAAAGAAGCUCCAGUUCCAGGGAACAGUCGCAGAGCAGACGUCUGUUGGGCACACGUUGGACGGGAUGAUGGAAGAUUUGCUCGGAGUCCUCUUUCUUCUUUGUGCUUUGGCAGCACCGGGACAUUCCCUCUCGUGCCUCGAAUGUGUGGGAAAGGAUUCGACAUGCAAAGGUGUCAGCAAAACAUGCUAUGAUGGAUCCUGCGGCUUGGUUUUUCAAGAAAACACUGAAGAUGGAAAAACCUCUAGAGACUAUUGGAAGGUUUGUAUAGGUACAGAGUACUGUAAUAAAGUGGGCAGCAUCAGCCAUAUUAGUGGUACUAAGAAGAUUGGGAUUUCUUGUUGCUACACCGACGACUGCACUCCAUCUCUACCAAAAUUGCCGGCUAACAGUCCUGAAGCCAAUGCAAUGACAUGCCCAACAUGCAGGGAUGUGAAAUCUUCGUACUGUAAACCACAGAUUAAUAUAAAAUGCAGUGGAAAUGAGCGAAUGUGCAUUGAUUACCAAGCAGCAACACCAACAGGUUCUGGUGAAAUUAUGAAGGGCUGCGCUUCACAAGGUGUCUGUGAUUUUCCUUAUCAAAUCAACUACAGAAAUGACAAGGGCAUUUUUUCCCAGUAUUUUCAGUGUGAACCUGGAAUCCCAACUGGAAGUGCUGUUCCCCUUUCAUGUUUUCAAUGCGCAAAAACCAACUCAGCUUGCCAAGGCUUUAAGGUGACCUGUCCGCUUGAACACAGCUGUGGUUUCACCUAUAGGGAAAUUACUGAAGAUGGAAAACUCUAUAAAGACUAUAUAAAGUCAUGCAUGCCAACAAAAAAGUGUGAUAAAACUGUUAGCAUUACCCAUGUAAACGGCACGAUGAAAAUGGGGAUUUCAUGCUGCGACACGGAUUCCUGCACCCCGUCGCUACCCCGAUGGCCCGCCGACAGUUCUAAGGCCAAUGGGCUGUCAUGCCCGACAUGCAGAGAUUUAAAAAACGGCAAGUGUAACCCGGAGUCAGAAUUACAAUGUACCGGCAGUGAGCUAAUGUGUGUCGCUCAAUCCACUGAAACAGCAGGUUUUAAAGAAAGUGCAAUGGGUUGCGCUACUAAAAGUGUCUGCGAUAUGAAGAGCUUUACCUAUAAAAAUGACCCGGCUUUCAUUAACGUGGAAUUUUCUUGUGACCCUACAAAAUCCGAGGCCCAACCUGCAGGAGGCACUCCUCCUAUGUGUGUAUUCUGCAGAGCUGAGGAUGCUUUAGAAUGCGAAGGUAAACUGGACUUUUGCCCUAAAAAUACUAUCUGUGGUUCCUCAUACAGAGUAACCGUAUCUGCUGGAAACAAAACAUCUUCCAUUGCCCGAUCAUGUGUUCCGGAAGACAAGUGCAACAUCUUUGGAACUAUGUCUAUAACCGGCAAAAGAAUUGCCACAGGAACAAGUUGCUGCAAAGAAGACGGCUGUACACCUUCAAUAGAACCAUGGAAACCUAAAUUGGCAAAACUCAACGAAAAGAAAUGCAAAACAUGUCUGUCCUCCUAUGCUGACUCCUGUGAGACCAAUGACACCCUGGAGUGCCGGGGGGAUGAGAAUGAGUGUGUGAGCUAUGCAAUGACCAUGUCCACCGAUUUUGACACUGCGGCUUAUUCGUUUCGUGGAUGUGGCACUAAGGCAUUGUGCGAUGCCCAAAAUUAUCUCAUGAUCAUUAAUGAUGUAGAAUAUGGACAUCGCUUUACCUGUACAUAAUAUAGAAUUGAGUCCAGCAGUGGAAGGUGCAGCAUUGAAGUGUUACCAAACCCAGGAUCCUGCAUUCACGAUAUCAGGUUUCCCACAGAAUUCGAAGAUUCAAAAUUUCAGAAACUUGGAAAUCCAGAAUUUCAGAAACUUGGAAAUUCAGAAUUUCAGAAACUUGGAAAUUCAGAAUUUCAGAAACUUAGAAAUUCAGAAUUUCAGAAACUUAGAAAUUCAGAAUUUCAGAAACUUGGAAAUUCAGAAUUUCAGAAACUUGGAAAUUCGGAAUUUCAGAAACUCUGAAUUUUAGAAACUCGGAAUUUCAGAAACUUGGAAUUUCAGAAACUUGGAAUUUCAGAAACUUGGAAUUUCAGAAACUUGGAAUUUCAGAAACUUGGAAAUUCAGAAUUUCAGAAACUUGGAAAUUUAGAAUUUCAGAAACUUGGAAAUUC
This is a messenger RNA of Rana temporaria (common frog), 2201 nucleotides long. RefSeq lists its product as uncharacterized. NCBI's taxonomy places the organism in Eukaryota, Metazoa, Chordata, Amphibia, Anura, Ranidae. The record is from RefSeq and is a predicted model, not a curated record. The coding region runs from base 109 to 1764 and encodes 551 amino acids. The transcript has 13 exons.